This is a messenger RNA of Cavenderia fasciculata, 1500 nucleotides long. RefSeq names its product putative protein tyrosine phosphatase. The record is from RefSeq and is a predicted model, not a curated record. Gene Ontology annotation, cellular component: cytoplasm. Gene Ontology annotation, molecular function: protein tyrosine/threonine phosphatase activity; MAP kinase tyrosine/serine/threonine phosphatase activity. Bases 1 to 1500 code for a protein of 499 amino acids. The transcript is spliced from 2 exons. Gene Ontology annotation, biological process: negative regulation of MAPK cascade; protein dephosphorylation. NCBI's taxonomy places the organism in Eukaryota, Evosea, Eumycetozoa, Acytosteliales, Cavenderiaceae.
AUGUCCCCACCAAGUACAAAGACCAUUAAUAAUAAUAAUAAUACUAUCAAUCAAUCAGCAGUUACAUCAACUUUACCUCCACCUCCACCACCCCCACUUCCAGAAGUCUCUCGCAUUUGGUAUCCUAUUACUAUCAACAAAGCUUCAACCGACCCCACCACAACUACAUUCACAGGAGACUUGUCUUUAUUAAAUAGCUAUCAAAGACAUUGUAUUUCACAAGAAUCGGAAUCGACCGAAACAACUAAUAAUAAUAAUCAAACAACUUCAACCAAAACAACCAUGGUAGGACAACAACAACCAACAGUUCUAUUCAAGAAUGAUUUAAAUGCAAAACCACCAGUCAAUCCAAAGAUUGCUCAUCAUAUAGAUACAAUGCAAAUGUAUAAUUUAAUGCAAGAUAUAGCCAUACCAAAGAUGAUAAUGGAUUUGAGACCACGUGAAAUGUAUGAACGGUCACAUUUAAAGGCUGCCAUUUCUAUCCCACCUCCUUCAUUGGAACAAGUAGACGAUGAGCAUCUACCAGAGUUUAAUAUGACCAAAUAUCUCGCUGUACAUUGUCCGACUACUCGAUACUGGAAUCUGAUGCUUUCGCAAGCCGUCAUCUAUACCGACGGGUCUGUGUCAUCAGAGAUGGGUCGUGAACACACCUUGUCACGCGAGUCGAUCGCCAUGCACGACAAUUCCGACGUUCACCCACUCGAGUCACGUGAUCCAACGUCUUGGUUCAACUUUGUGUUACACUAUUUGAUUGCACGUUCUAAAAAGACAGCCAUCUCGAUCUAUGACAAUGGAUUCGAGGCAUUCAACCAACACUAUCCUUUUCUCUGUCGCGGCGUCACUGUCAGCAACAAGGCAUACCGCAAUAUCCCCGAAUCUUCCCUAUACCCUUCUGAAAUAUUAAAAGAUUUCAUUUAUCUUGGUGCUUAUGAAAAUGCAACAAGUAGAUCUCAACUUGAUAAUCUUAAAAUUACACAUAUAGUAAAUAUGGCAUCAGAAUUAGAAGAUGCAUUUCCACAUUUAUAUAAAUAUUAUCGUGCUGAUUUGGAUGAUAAUUUUAGAGCAGAUAUUACUAGUCAUUUCGAACCAAUCAAUCAAUUUAUCGAUAGUGCCAAAGCAACUGGAGGUAGAGUGUUGGUACAUUGUGCAAUGGGAAUUAGUAGAAGCACCACUGCCGUCAUGGCAUAUAUAAUGAAAACACAAGGAUUGGAUUACGCAACCACUAGACAAUUGGUAAAGGAAAAGAGAUCAAUCAUUCAACCAAACGUUGGAUUUGUCAAGGCUCUUAAAGCCUAUGAUGAAAAACUUCAUGAAUCGAAACCGAUCGAUUCUAAAGGAUCAUCAUUAUCAUCAUCUCAAACCCAACUACAACAACGAUCAUCAUCCUCUGGGUCCAUUAUGAUAACAAAUAAUGAUGGAUGUACGUCCAUUUUAUCAAGUAGUCCUCCUAGUACCACUAUUCCUCUUCCUCAUCAUCAACCAAUAAACUCUUCCUUGUAA